ACGUGAUUUUAGCUGCCAGGAAAUCUGGUCGGGAGUGGAAGUUUGAUCAAUAGUAAUCCAGGUUUAAAGGAUCAUCAUUAUGAUGUCUGGAUCAAAGGACCCAAAUUUGCUCACUAAUACCAUCAGCUCCAACAUACAGAACAUAACCCAGCAGACAUCUGAAAUCCAGAGGAUAGUGACUCAACUGGGAACAGAUAAAGACACACCAGAUCUCCGACAGAGACUGCAGCAGAAACAACAGUAUGUGAAUCAACUCGCGAAGGAAACUGAUAAAUAUCUGAAAGACUUCAGCUCUCUUCCUCUCACCUCUGAUCAGAGACAGAGGAAAAUCCAGCGAGAACGACUGGUCAAUGAUUUCUCCAACUCACUGUCCAGUUUCCAAAAGAUCCAGAGACAAGCAGCACAAAAAGAGAAAGAGUUUGUGGCCAGAGUCCGAGCUGGUUCCAGAGUUUCGGGCGGCUUUCCUGAUGAUGCAUUUGGUGGAAAACCUUCAGCUAUCGAGAGUGAUUAUCAGACACAAAGUUAUGAAGCUGGAAUUACCGAGGAGGAUUUAUAUCUCAUCCAAGAAAGAGAAACAUCAAUCAGACAGCUCGAGUCAGAUAUCACGGACAUCAAUGAAAUCUUCAAAGAUCUGGCAGUGAUGGUGCAUGAACAAGGAGACAUGAUCGACAGCAUCGAGGCGAACGUUGAAAAUGCCGAAGUUCACGUCCAGAAUGCAACACAGCAGCUCUCCAGCGCCGCCUCAUACCAGCAAAAAUCUCGUAAGAAGCUCUGCAUCCUGAUGGUGAUCCUGGCCGUGCUGAUCGUGGUCGUGGCUUUGAUUAUCUGGGGUUCUCUUAAAAAAUAAAGCUUGUGACCUCGUGACCUGAACCGGCAGAGGUGAAGCAGCCAAACACUCAAAGCUGCACUACAAACCCCAAUCAGUCCAAAUACAAUAUUGGAUAGAGUUUUUCCUGUGAUGUUGAAGGUUGGUGUGAGUAAAAACUCCAAUCAGACGUAAGAUAACAUUUAUAAUCAGACAUGAAUAACAUUUAUAUUUCUCAUGUGUUUUCAGUUCAAGCUUGCCUUCAUUUUCUGAUUAGCCGCUUUUAACAUUUGUAAUUUUGGAUGGGCGGAGGGUGAUGAUUAUUUUAACUUCUAUAAGAUACAGAGCAAGAAUUAAAUGUAUUGUUUUCUUUCUUUAAUGUCACAUGUUUAGCCUAUUAUUUAACAUGGAAUGAAGACUCACAGUUAGCACUAUUCUGUUCACAUGCUCACUUAAUAAUGCUAGAUUUAACGUUUAUUUAUUCUCCAAGUCUGAAAUGUUUUAUCUUGAUUUGUUCUCUUCAUAUUACUCGAAUAUAUUUGCUCAAUAUGUAUCAUUCAUAAUAAAGAAUAAGAAACCUUUCACUUUAGCAUAUUUACUUCCAGUAUAGGUCAUGCUUACUAAAGGCUUCCAGCU
This is a messenger RNA of Trichomycterus rosablanca, 1441 nucleotides long. It is a transcript of the gene stx7l, whose product is annotated as syntaxin 7-like. The record is from RefSeq and is a predicted model, not a curated record. Gene Ontology annotation, cellular component: membrane; endomembrane system; SNARE complex. NCBI's taxonomy places the organism in Eukaryota, Metazoa, Chordata, Actinopteri, Siluriformes, Trichomycteridae. Gene Ontology annotation, biological process: vesicle fusion; intracellular protein transport; vesicle-mediated transport. The transcript is spliced from 10 exons. The coding region runs from base 80 to 847 and encodes 255 amino acids. Gene Ontology annotation, molecular function: SNAP receptor activity; SNARE binding.